UUAUAACCGUUUAUGCUAAAUGUUGACUAUGAUUUUAUUGUUCAGUUAAUUAGUUCGUUAAUUAAAAAAGUGUAAAGACAACAAGUACCAAAAUGGAUCAAAUGUUGCCAAGCCCCGGUUUCAGCAUUCCUAGCAUAGGAACCCCCUUGCACCAGCCCGAGGAAGAUCAGAUGAUUUUGCCCAAUGCUCUGCAGCAACAACAGCAGCAGCAACCUUCCACAACAUCACAGUCCCAACAAGUCCCGCCUUUGGCCCCAAUGGGAGCCCUAACACCAACUCUGGGGUUGGGCAUGGGCAUGUCCAUGCCCCAUACGAAAUAUGCGGGCUUCGCCCUCCCCAUCACGAGUAUCCAGUCACAAACACCACAACACACUAUGAUGUCCCCUAUGGUGAAUUUGGGGGGCUCAAGUGGUGCAGCGAACACCCCGUCGAUGGGCCCCGCGACGCCGUCGCCCCUGACACCGAUGACCCCGCAUUCGGCCGACCCCAACAUUGUCCCCCAAUUACAAAAUAUUGUCUCCACAGUUAACCUCAGCUGCAAGUUAGACUUGAAAAAAAUCGCCCUUCACGCACGUAACGCUGAGUACAACCCCAAACGUUUCGCUGCAGUUAUAAUGAGAAUCAGGGAGCCCCGAACUACUGCUCUUAUUUUCUCUUCGGGAAAAAUGGUCUGCACGGGGGCUAAAAGCGAGGACGACUCCAGACUAGCAGCGAGGAAAUAUGCGAGAAUUAUCCAAAAGCUGGGCUUCCCCGCGAAAUUUUUAGACUUCAAGAUUCAAAAUAUGGUGGGAAGUUGCGACGUUAAAUUUCCGAUCAGAUUGGAAGGACUUGUCCUCACGCACAGUUCCUUCAGUUCGUAUGAACCCGAGUUAUUCCCCGGUUUAAUUUACAGAAUGGUUAAGCCCAGAAUUGUACUACUUAUUUUUGUCUCGGGUAAAGUUGUCUUGACUGGCGCCAAAAUCAGGCAGGAGAUUUACGAAGCCUUUGAUAAUAUUUAUCCAAUCCUGAAAAGCUUCAAAAAGCAAUAAUUGCUUCAUGUGCUACGUUUAAUUGUUGACUGUAAGUGGGCCUUUUAUAUUGUUAAUAGACGAGAAUCAAAAAUUGCUUUUAUUUUUCCUUUUGACAAGUCCAAUCUAACCUCAAAAUUAGUUUUUUUACAUUAUUAAUACAUUAUGCUGCACUAGAAUACAAUCAAUCGAAAGGGAAUGGAAAAUUCCGCUCAGUACUUAAGUUCAAAACUGAUAAGUAAAUAAUUAAUUAAAGUUGAUUAUGGUUUACGAAAAUUCAAAUUUUUGCCACAUAACCUCAAAUUUUUUGCCAAAAAGAAAAAACUCGCUCGUUUUUGUCUUAAAUGAAGAACAAUAAACUCUAAAAAAGUGGAAGAAUAUCAGAAGACGGUACAAAUUCCACGCCUUGUAAAUACUGGAACUGAUAAAAAGCGAUGUCAAAUUCCAACAUGUUCAAGUAAUUAUUUUAAUCUCUACAGUUCGGCGUAAAAUAACAACAAUGCCCAUUUUACCAGAUAAAGUGCGAAAUUUGGUGAAGAAUGUUAGAAGUAUGUUCCUAAAAUGGUCAGUGCAAAGACCGAUUUUGUCCAUGUCUUUGGUGGUGAUUUUGGCCGUUAUCCUGCUCCCCGUGGUCACAGCAGCCACCCUAAUGCCCGUUGCGCUAUUGCUCACUUACACGGGAAUUUUGGCGUCACAGGGAAUUUUUUACAUAACUUACAACAUAUUUAUCCAAGGAAUGCUACUAGCUAUGGUAAUUGUAGCCUUAUUCGUUGUUGGUUUUACAAUUGCAACAAGCGCGAGUGUUUUCCAUUCAUAUACAAUAUUUAAAACGGUUACCAUAAAGAAAAAGCAAUAAAUUUAAGUUUUUAUUCGUUUUUAUGUGCCAUUUUUUCCAUUAAUGCCCAUAAUUUUCGUACUACUUGUUCCUCGCCUAUUUCACCAUAAUUGAAGACUUCAUAGUUUGGAGGGUUCGUCCGUACCAUAUCUGUUAGUUUAUAAGGAAUAAAGUUGUUAAAAUGAA
Messenger RNA from Tribolium castaneum (red flour beetle), 2028 nucleotides. RefSeq names its product TATA binding protein (gene Tbp). Gene Ontology annotation, biological process: DNA-templated transcription initiation. The record is from RefSeq and is a predicted model, not a curated record. Lineage: Eukaryota; Metazoa; Arthropoda; Insecta; Coleoptera; Tenebrionidae. The coding region runs from base 93 to 1028 and encodes 311 amino acids. The transcript is spliced from 5 exons. Gene Ontology annotation, molecular function: DNA binding; RNA polymerase II general transcription initiation factor activity.